AGGAGCAAGAGGAGGCUGGGGAAAAGCUGGGGGGAGGGGCAGAAUCCCAGAACCCUUGUGAGGAAUGGGACCCUGAGUUUUCUCCCUGGAGGGGGUGAGGAGGGGUCAGAACACUUCUGCAUACUCCAUGGUGUCAGCGGGCCUCAGUCCCGGGUGGGGGUCAGUGAGGGGAGGAGCUGAACUCUGUGACCCUCGUACCCUGGUCUGUCUCCCAGAAAGGCCUCUUGUGGCUCCAUUAGCACCGGGACGAGGCCGGGCUUUGGGAGUGGCAUGGACAGUUGAGGUGUGUCGGCCCAGUCCUUCCUCCACUGCUUCACGAUGGCCAGCACCGCCUUCAACCUGCAGGUGGCCACCCCUGGGGGGAAAGCCAUGGACUUUGUUGAUGUGACCGAGAGCAACGCACGCUGGGUGCAGGACUUCCGCCUCAAGGCCUACGCCAGCCCCGCCAAGCUUGAAUCCAUUGACGGUGCCCGCUACCAUGCCCUCCUGAUCCCCAGCUGUCCUGGGGCCCUGACCGACCUGGCCAGCAGUGGCUCCCUGGCCCGUAUCCUGCAGCACUUCCGGUCAGAGAGAAAGCCCAUCUGUGCCGUCGGCCACGGUGUCGCCGCUCUGUGCUGUGCCACCAACGAGGACAGAUCCUGGGUGUUCCACGGCUACAGCCUGACAGGGCCCUCAGUGUGUGAGCUCGUCAGGGCCCCCGGCUUCGCCCGCCUACCGCUGGUGGUGGAGGACUUUGUGAAGGAUUCUGGCGCCAGCUUCACUGCAAGCGAGCCUGACGCCGUGCACAUCGUGCUGGACCGCCACCUGGUCACAGGCCAGAAUGCCAACUCCACUGUCCCGGCCGUGCAGAACCUGCUCUUCCUCUGUGGCAGCCGGAAAUGAACCUGCUGGGUAGAUGCACCCCCUGAGACAGCCCACGUGUCUCCAGAGGCAGGCAGCCCGGUCUCGGGCCUCCGGGGACCCCGCCUCGUCCCUCCUGACAAGGAACAUGGAUGCGGCCCCAGAUGGCCGCCCGGUCUCGCCUUAAUGGGACUGUUGGAGGCCUCCUGGAAUCAGCUCUGAGGGGGUGUCAGUCUCCUGGAGGCCCCAACCCCCCAGCCCCCUGCAUGUUCUCCAGUAGGAGGCAGAGAAAAGACCCCAGAUGCCCAGAAGGCUGUGGUAGCUGCCAGGUGGUCCUCGGGAAUGCCAAGCCGGGUGUUCCAGGGAGGACUGGUUGCCAAGUACGGUCACUGUUGACAGAGUCAGCUCCGGGGUCCUCUGUGGGGGCUGGCCCUGUUGUGGCCGCGGGUGGGGGCCUUGAGGGGAGGGAGCCGGCGAGAGGUGGCCCAGAACUUCCUCUGGCCACAGAUGAAAGAAUUUUUUUGGGAGCAGCAGCCUCCUGCCCCGAGACUGACCGGAAAUGGCAGCACUUGCCUGUUGGAGAAAUUUUCUGGCCCGUCUUUUAAAAUGUGAGCACCGUGGUGAAGCCCCGUCCUGUCUGAGCAUUGAGACUUCCUUAGCUGAGACCAUGACACCGUGCAGUUCUCACAGAGGAAAGUGCUGUUCCCGGUGGCCCUGCACAGAGCGGCCUUGGGUGCAGCUGCUGUCAAGAGCAGACAGUGUUCCGGACUGCUGGGCACCUGGCCUGGGCCGUGUGCCUCCAGCGCGCUGCCCGCUGGCCCCAGCGCAGGGCCUCCAGGAGCAGCUUAGACCCUCUUCCCCAGAGUUCUGCAGUUUGAGCCUUCCUCCAGCCCACCUUCUCCUCAGCCACAGUCACCCCCAAGCACCAGGGUGGCUCCUGGUGCCAGCGACCUGCCAGGAGGCCCCUUGUGAUUAUAAACCCAUUAAGUAGGGCGGGUGUGGUGAUGGGCGCCUGUCAUCCCAGCCACCUGGGAGGCUGAGACACGAGAAUUGCUUGAACCUGGGAGGCGGAGGUUGCCGUGAGCCGAGAUCAUGCCAUUGUACUCCAGCCUGGGCAACAAGAGCAAAACUAAUCUCAAAAAUAAAUAAUAAAACCGUUAAUAAGGAGAAUUCAGAGAAAAGUGGAAGGAGGCGCUGCAGCCACGUCCCUGCCCUGAGGCUGCGUUUCUCCAGCGCCUCCGGGAUUACUUGGGAUGCCCACGUGGCACUGGCCGCAGGGCUCUGUCCGGGGUCCGCCCUAACCCCCGUGUGGUGAUGGACAUCUCUGGACAAGUAUUUAUUUUUAUUUUUAAAAUUUUUUCUUGAGACGGAGUUUCCCUCUUGUUGCCCAGGUGGCGUGCAGUGGCGCAAUCUCGGCU
Sapajus apella (tufted capuchin) is the source of this 2258-nucleotide messenger RNA. RefSeq names its product glutamine amidotransferase like class 1 domain containing 1 (gene GATD1). Lineage: Eukaryota; Metazoa; Chordata; Mammalia; Primates; Cebidae. The record is from RefSeq and is a predicted model, not a curated record. Bases 319 to 882 code for a protein of 187 amino acids. The transcript is spliced from 8 exons.